AAUGGUAUGUUUGGAAAAAGGAAAAUUCUGCCCAACAACGUAUUCGCUAUUGGCCUCCUCAGUCAAUGCGUUGACUUCGGGUGGGCCGGAGCGAAUGAACUAUAACUCUCUAACGGUUAACGGUUUCGAAAUCCAACAAAAAAAUUAAAUAUUUAAAAGAAUAUCCCGGAAAAGUUUUUCAAAAAAUAAAAAAAAAAUUAAUCGUGAUCGGUCUUCCCAGUGAUGAGAAGUGUUUUUGUUUCUGUUUAUGGAAAAGGAAAAGAAAAUAUAAAAUUUGUGCUGUUUUUCAAUUUUCCAGUGCAAUAAAUUUUAGUUAAAAAUGAUAACCUCUUCCAGAUAGUAUUAAAUGUGUUUUUGAAAAAAGAAGAAUCAAAGUUCUUCAAAAAAUCAUAAAUUUAAGUAACAAAAAUCUCUUUAAGAAAAAAAAAAUGUUAGAAUACGACUCAGCAGAUGAGGCAAAUCAGGAGCUUCUUAAGAAACUCAAACAUCUUGAUGUUCGAGUUGAAUCAGGUGAAAAUCCUGAAGGGGGAGGUGGUGUUUUUAAAAAAGGCUCCUGGAAAUUAGUCAAAUGGAAAUCUGCACUCAAUCACAUUGGAUUAUUGAUCUCGCUGUCGAUCUACUGCGGAGUGGGUGGUGUGAUAUUUCGACAGUUAGAACGACCUGCUGAAGUUGAAAGAGUAACACAUUUAAAAGAAGUGGUAAAGACACAAAGAGAACGUUUCAUUUGGGCGAUUCUAAACAAUACAGAUAUGAGCAAUCUCGAUCGAUUGGUCAAUUUUGAAUUGAGAAAAUAUGAAGAGGCAGUUCAGGAAGCUGCAGAAGGUGGGCUCCUAGUUGUUGCCGAGAAAGACUUCCCUCAGCUCUACGAGAGAUGGAGUAUACUACAGGCUGUGUUCUUCUCUUCCACUGUCCUCACAACAAUCGGCUACGGUAACAUUGUUCCAGUUACAACCGGAGGCCGGGUAUUUUGUAUAUGUUUUGCUUUGAUUGGCAUUCCAUUUACAUUAACUGUGAUAGCCGAUUGGGGUCGUCUAUUUGCCACUGCCGUCUCCGUUUUAGGAAAAUAUUUACCAAAGAAGCCAUCAAUAUCGAAUGUGAUAGGCAAGACAUGGUUCUACGCCAUAGCUGCUGUUUGUUUUCUAGGUGUGUAUUUAGCUAUUGGAGCCGGGCUCCUUCUAUUAUGGGAAGAUGAUUGGACAUUUUUCGAAGGAUUUUAUUUUUGUUUUAUCACAAUGACAACAAUAGGAUUUGGUGACUUGGUUCCAAAAAAACCCAACUACAUGCUGAUAUGCACGUUAUACAUUUUAAUUGGAUUAGCGUUAACUUCAACAAUUAUUGAAUUAGUUAGAAGACAAUAUGCUGAUAGUUGGGCCAAGAUACAGGAAUUAUCUGGACCAAUGGCGGAAACACUUAGAAGACUUGGUGAAACAGCUGGUACGGGUCUAGACUAUAUGGCACUACAACGUGUGCUGACGGUUUCAAUGCCCAAAUGGAAUUCAUCAAAGAAAACAACACAAGAGCAAGAAAUAGCUGCUCUAGAAGCCAUUACAAAUGCCAUUUUAAAAGAAGUUAAAGAAGCACAGAAUAAUAAACCAAAAGUUUUACAAAUUGUUAUAUACGAAACAUCAGUGUAGUUAGAAAUAUUAUAUAUAAUUUAUUUAAAUUUAAGUUUAGUAAGAAUUGAUUAUUAAAAUCGUAUAAAUAUUUUAAAGAAUUAGUAAGCAUAUAAUAUAUAGAAUAUCUUAUAAGUAAUGUAUUUAUAUUUUAAUUAAAUUAUAAACUAUAUAAGUCUUUUGUACACAAUUUAAACAAAAAAAUGCAUACAAAAUCAUUGCCUACAAAGUCCUGCCUAUUUUUAAAUAAGUUUUAUCUUUUUAUUAUGUAAAUAUUAAAUGUAAAAUAUGUAGGAAUUAUAAAAUUAUAUGAGUGUUAAUAUGAAUAAAUGAAAACACCAAUUUUAUUAAUGAAGAAAAUGACAAAGUAAACAAUUUUUGUUUUUAAGUUUAGCUGUAAAU
Molecule: messenger RNA, 2015 nt
Organism: Eupeodes corollae
Lineage: Eukaryota; Metazoa; Arthropoda; Insecta; Diptera; Syrphidae
Product: TWiK family of potassium channels protein 9
Exons: 8
Coding region: 429-1634 (401 amino acids)
Biological process (GO): potassium ion transmembrane transport; stabilization of membrane potential
Cellular component (GO): membrane
Molecular function (GO): potassium ion leak channel activity
Source: RefSeq, a predicted model, not a curated record